AUGGGGUUUCCUCUAUUACAGUGCACCACUCUCGGGUGGAUUUUGUCUGGCACAGACGGUUCAACGAGUGUACAUGACACUGUGACGGUGCUACAUACGCAGGUGAAUGAAGAUGAUCAGUUAAAAAGAUUCUGGGAAAUAGAAGCAGAACCAAACGUUCACUCGAAACUAUUCACCAAAGAAGAACAAAGGUGCGAAGAUCUCUUCGCAUCUACAACAGUGAGAACACAAGAGGGCAGAUAUGUCGUAAAAUUGCCGUUUCGCGACGAUCAUACCUGCAAGGGAAAUUCAAGGGAGAUUGCAGUUAAAAGAUUACGUAGUUUGGAGAGGAAAUUGGAAAAAGAUAAAACUCUCAAGGCUAGAUAUACAGAAGUAAUACAAGAGUAUGAGCAACUAGGCCAUAUGAUACUUGUGACAGAACCUGAUCAUAAAAAGAGAGAAGCAAUCUACUUACCUCACCAUGCCGUGAUCCGCGAGGAUAAAAGCACCACGAAGGUCAGAGUCGUGUUUGACGCUUCCUGUAAAUAUGAUGAGGGGAUAUCACUGAAUGAUCAGCUUAUGACAGGACCUACCUUGCAGCCAGAACUUCGUCACCUCAUUAUGCGUUGGAGGCGGUACCCCGUUUGUCUAGUGGCGGAUAUAGUAAAAAUGUACAGAAUGGUAAGAGUAGCCAACGAGGACACCGACUUUCAGCGCAUAGUGUGGCGCGAAAAUGCUGAAGAUGAAAUCAAGGAUUACAAGUUGCUGACCGUCACUUUCGGAACUGCUUCAGCGCCCUACUUGGCAGUAAAGGCACUCAAUCAGGUAGCCUGCGACCACAGAGAGCAGUAUCCUAUAGCUGCACCACGAGUCCAUCAAGAGUUCUACAUGGACGAUUUGAUGACCGGAUGCCAGACAGAAGAAGAAGGUCUACAACUGUACCGUGAAAUGAAAGGCUUAUUGAAUGAGGGAGGGUUCGUGCUACAGAAAUGGGCUAGCAACAAAAAAGAGUUGUCAAAGCAGAUCAAUAAAAGAGAAGGAGAGAACCUAGGAAACGAAGAAGAAAAAAGCAAUCUGGAAAUAAAGACAGAUAAUAUAACUAAAAUACUCGGACUUACCUGGAACCGGGAUGACGAUGAAUUUCAGUACUCGGUGAAACUGCCGCCGCUAUCGCCACCUGCAACAAAAAGAAAAAUAAUUUCUGAUGUUUCACGUUUGUUCGACCCAUUGGGAUGGUUAGCACCGUGUGUCAUUGCAGCAAAAAUGUUUAUCCAGCGUCUAUGGUUGGCAGGGAUCGGAUGGGAUGAGGAGCCACCAUCUGACAUAUUACAGGACUGGUUAACUUACCGUAAACAGCUAGCUCACCUUAUAGACUUCAGGAUUCCAAGAUGGCUUCACACGCACGCGGAUGAUACACUGCAUGAAUUACACGGUUUUUGCGACGCAUCCAACGCCGCUUACGCUGCUGUCGUUUAUCUUCGAGUAGUUGACUCAACUGGGAACAUACAUGUAGCUUUAGUGACAGCCAAAACGAGAGUAUCACCGGUCAAACAAGUCAGCAUUCCCAGAUUAGAGCUUUGUGGGGCUGUACUUGUGACUAAGUUGCUGGCCGAAGUUGCAGAAGUCAUGGAAAUCCCCAAACCAAACAUAAAAGCGUGGACGGAUUCCACAGUAGUUCUUGCGUGGCUCAACAAGCACCCAAGCAGCUGGAAAACAUUCGUAGCUAACAGGGUAUCUGAGAUAUUAAACACCAUGGAUUCUGCGCAAUGGGCUCACAUCCGCACAAAAGAAAAUCCGGCAGAUUGUGCUUCACGUGGUAUGCAACCAGCAGAGUUAAAAGAACACGACCUGUGGAAGUUUGGCCCUAAACUUUUACACGACAAGACCAUUCAUUAUGCUAAGCCUAAAAACAACGAGACGAAUCUUGAACAAAAGCGGGAUAGCGCACCGAACAGCCCAGUCAACAUACGUUAUCUGCAAAAGUGGGAGUUGGAUGAAGCAACCAUGACCUGCAUUAAAAAGUGUCAAAGCGCUGAGUUCAAGAACGAAAUUGAGGAAAUCAACAAAAGCGGGUUUAUUAGUUCAAAAACGUCCAAGAUUCGUUCUUUAACGCCGUUUCUUGAAAACGGUAUUUUGCGAGUGGGCGGCCGAUUGGAGAACGCUUCGGACUUAGAAAUAGCAAAACAUCCUAUUAUCUUGCCCUACGACUCGCAUCUGACCAAACUGAUUGUGGCAGAUGCCCAUGAACGUACUCUUCAUGGCGACCAGCGAGCUAUGCUGAACUAUUUAAAGUCAGCUUACUGGAUAGUACGAGCGAAGGACUUAGUGAAACAGCACAUUCACAAAUGUGUGCGCUGCAUUCGUCACAAAGCCAAGAUCCAAACGCAAUUGAUGGGAGCCUUACCGCCUGCUAGAGUUACUCCAGGUAGAGCGUUUAUCCGCAGCGGAGUUGAUUAUGCCGGACCCAUCAAUUUAAGAACUUCAAAAGGCCGAGGACAUCACUCAUACAAGGGGUAUGUGUGCUUGUUUAUCUGUAUGGUUACCAAAGCCAUACACCUAGAGGUAGUGAGUGAACUUACCUCUCGUGGAUUUCUUGAGGCUUUCAAGAGAUUCACAUCCAGACGCGGCCGCUGCUUAGAAAUCUACAGCGACAACGGCACAAACUUCGUUGGAGCUGCUAAAGAAUUAAAGGACCUUUUUAAUGCACAGAAGUCAGCUAUAAUCCAAGAAGUAGCGGAAAGUCUGGCUUUAAAUGGUACCACGUGGCACUUCAUUCCUCCUAGGAGCCCGAACUUCGAUGGAUUAUGGGAAGCAGGGAUUAAGUCUACCAAAUACCACAUCAAAAGGGUUAUUGGAGAGUCGACACUUACGUUUGAGGAAAUGGCGACUCUACUCAGCCAGAUCGAGGCCUGCUUGAAUUCACGGCCUAUCUCAGUUCGGUACAAGUGGGCACAUCAAGUUCCCGAACCUAACGUUGGGGACGUUGUUUUGGUGAAGGAGGAUGAUCUCCCUCCGUCUAAGUGGCUUUUCGGCAGAAUCAUGCAGAAACACCCUGCCUCAGAUCAACUGACCAGAGUGCUAAACGUAGUGCUCCACGACCUUAAGCAUGCGCAAGCACUGCAAACUGUCCAAAAUCCAGUAGGCUCUGACUCGCCGACAAAAUUGUACGCAGACUUGGGAGACGCGCAUUAG
Messenger RNA from Cydia strobilella, 3171 nucleotides. RefSeq lists its product as uncharacterized. The transcript is spliced from 4 exons. NCBI's taxonomy places the organism in Eukaryota, Metazoa, Arthropoda, Insecta, Lepidoptera, Tortricidae. The coding region runs from base 1 to 3171 and encodes 1056 amino acids. Gene Ontology annotation, molecular function: nucleic acid binding. The record is from RefSeq and is a predicted model, not a curated record. Gene Ontology annotation, biological process: DNA integration.